Molecule: messenger RNA, 1278 nt
Organism: Neurospora tetraspora
Lineage: Eukaryota; Fungi; Ascomycota; Sordariomycetes; Sordariales; Sordariaceae
Product: NADH-ubiquinone oxidoreductase 21 kDa subunit, mitochondrial
Exons: 3
Coding region: 430-1089 (219 amino acids)
Biological process (GO): electron transport chain
Source: RefSeq, a predicted model, not a curated record
GGGCUGCCGUCUCUGCGCGGCGGAGGGGGAGCACGGGCCACUCACUCAUUCCUCUCUGUCUGCAGUGGCAGCUGCUGCUGCUGUCGGCAAGAAAGGUUCUUGCGCGGUUGUUUCCGGGUGGCCAAUUGGAGGGGAGAUGGUGGGGGUUGGGCUUGGCAUUGACGGCUUCGACUUGGAGAGCCUCAGCACAGCGUCAACGACAGCAACAGCAGCGGAAGCCAAGGUGGUCAGUGCUUCUCCCCGACUUGCUUGACUGAAGACUGGCUGGGAUAUCGUCAGUUCGUCACAAUCAAUUGCGGCUCCUCUUUUCGCGGCGGGAAUUGGACGACAAGCUCCCCGAAUCCACCGUGUACUCCUCUCCGACUCCAUCGAUACGGUCGACGGUAUAACUGAUAAACCCACGAUAUCGAAACCGAACUCAUUCCCACCAUGUCUGCACUACGAAUUACCACCGCCUCGGCAGCGCGCAUGUUGCGCACGAAUGCGAUCCCCAGAGCGUCUGUCAUCGGCCCGGGUGCUCAGUUUCGAGCAGUCAGCAGCGGCACCCCCAACGACUCCGUCCAGUCUGCGGAAUCCGCCCGCGUGCCCGAGAAGCUCGCAAAGGAGGACUCGCCCAUGAACACGCCCAAGCGGAACUCGCCCGAUUACGAUGUUCCCAUUGAUAUAGCCACUUCCACCUGGACCCCAGUCCCCAAGCACAUCCAAAAUGGUUCCGAGGAAGGCAUCCUCCCGGCCGCCGUCGUCUCUGGCGCCCCCAUGGAACUCCAGGCCCGCACCGUCCGCAUCUUCCUCCCCUCCAAACCCGCCACCCAAUCCUCCAACAGCCGCGUCCUCUGGCGCAUGGACUGGGACGUUCUCGAAAAGGGCCACCGCUGGGAGAACCAGCUGAUGGGCUGGCAAUCGUCGGGCGACUAUAUGCAGGGCACGCACCUGACGUUCCGGACCAAGGAGGAAGCCAUUCAUUUCGCGGAGAAGCAAGGGUACGAGUAUUUCGUGCAGGAGCCGAACCAGCGCCACUUUACGCCCAAGGCGUACGCGAACAACUUUUUGUAUAGCCCCGGCAAGUUGAAGAUUGUUAGGACUAAGUAAGGGGUUGGUCUGACGAAAGGGGGAAGGGGGGAGAGAUGGGCAUGGCAUGGCACGGCAUGGCACGGCAUGGCUACAAGGAGCUGGCAGACAGUUUACUUUGGCCCGGUGCUGGUGCUGGUGCUGGUGCUCUGCGGAAGGGGACGAGGGGAUGCGGGAAAAGAGGGAUCACUGGACCUCUGAAGGUGGUGG